UGCACUUUGGUGGCUGCCCCCAUCGCCCACCGUAUGGGGACUCAAGGCCCGGACUAAUAAUUAUUGCGCGUAACCCCGCUUCACAAUACAUAGCCUCAAAAACAAAGUGAGGGUUGAAGUUAUAACCAGAAACCAACUCCCAACCACUCCGAGAAUCUUCUUAAACUGCUAGCUAUAGUACAAGCGAGAUGUCUCUAGAACUUCUACCAACAGAACUCCAGUGUUACAUCAUUCGCUUGCUCGACCCCAUCAGCUUCAUAUCGAUCAGUCAGGUCAAUACCCACUUUCGACGUCUCAUCAACCCAAAGCAGAAGCAUUUUGCAGAGCGUCUUUUGGCGCUUGAGUUAGUGCCUGAGUAUGGCGGCCCUUAUCUCUUUUUCCGGUCCAGGGAUACCAGCCUGAGACCAGACUGGACCGACCCAGCUUGGGAGAAGAUGCGAUGGGCCUGCACUAACUGUCUGCGUCUUCUCUCUCACAAGCACUUUAACAACCAUUCUAUUCUCAGAUUGCGAUACAGGAAGCCUCUUCCCGGAUCUCCCGCCGCUAGAAUGGUCACUACGUGGGAGCAAACAAGGCACAUACCGCAUCGAAACACAAAUACAGAACAAGCCGAGCUUGAUGCCAAAGACUCCCUUUGGGAAGCGCAAAAGCAGCGUUUUAGAUACUUUAUCUGCGUUACCUCAGGCAAAGGACAUUUGAGCGGCGGUUUUCCAAUCAACAAUCUGGAUCUACUCCAAUAUUAUGGCAUGGAGGGUUUCAAAGGCAUAAACCACGACCAGUUUGACAAAAUGACACAACAAGAUCGGAUAAACUUGAUCGAUCAGAAUGCCCUAGCUGUGGAGGGUGAGAAUUGUGGGAAGAAGCGAUGGCUUCGAAAGUGCAACGAGUGCCGGUUCCAACAAGACGAAAUAUGGCAGCUAUUCGACGAGACCGGAGGCACUCGGCGGCUACCCAUUGUCCCAAGCCGCCAAGUCGUAUUUGGAUCACGCGUCGAUCGAUAUUUUCCAGGGUUUUCAGAAUAUCUGAAUCACAAGAGACCACUCUUUAAUGCGCCUCUUGGUCUCUUCCACAGAAAGGGUGCUCGUGAACAGCAUUGGUCGAUGUGGAUGGUUCGAUGUCCUGGAUGCACGCGCUGGCAAGAGCUGCGAGAGUUUCGGUUUGGUGGGACCCAUCACCAUUGGAAGCCCGCGAGAAGGGGGCCCAAUCGCGAAGGGGACAUAACGUGGGACGAAAAGGAAAUCACAGAGCCCUUGCUCAACACAUACCAAUGUAACUCCUGCUUCGCCAAAACUCAUGGCCGACAGGAGCUAGGAAAGGUACUUGGCGACUGGCUCUUAUGCCUCAUCGGGUAUGAACUCCGCAACUUAUCGUGGCAGCUCUCAAGUGGUUUACACGACUUACAAACACUUACUGGGCAACACUUACCCUGGAAGUACUCUAAUGAGUGGAGCCGCAGUAUGCAGAAUACUCCUUGUCUUCAGCAGGACUUCAACUAUAUCCUCAAAUACAACGAUACCACGUUGCUUAAGUUUCGUCGCGAGAAAUGUAGGUAUAUCUGGGAGCGUAUCCAGAUUAAGGAUGAUAAGCGGGUACCAGAAGAUAUAGAUGCAUUAUAUGAUGAUUUGGGGCGUAUAUUUGAUGAAUGUGAGGAGCACUGGAAAUGGCUCCAGGGGUGUAAGAGGGAGAUUGAGGAGCAGCCUGAACCACUGGUCGAAUGGGCCUUGAGUAGAGAUGGAGCUUUGUUUACCUGAUCUAGACUAACUCACCGCCACCCCACACACCCGUGAUAGUAUCACAACUGAAUCCAUAGAUGACUUCAAUUAAUUCUACAAUAAUGAG
Molecule: messenger RNA, 1839 nt
Organism: Fusarium redolens
Lineage: Eukaryota; Fungi; Ascomycota; Sordariomycetes; Hypocreales; Nectriaceae
Exons: 1
Coding region: 189-1751 (520 amino acids)
Molecular function (GO): protein binding
Source: RefSeq, a predicted model, not a curated record